Messenger RNA from Panonychus citri (citrus red mite), 3401 nucleotides. It is a transcript of the gene Gart, whose product is annotated as trifunctional purine biosynthetic protein adenosine-3-like. Gene Ontology annotation, cellular component: cytosol. Gene Ontology annotation, molecular function: phosphoribosylglycinamide formyltransferase activity; ATP binding; phosphoribosylamine-glycine ligase activity. NCBI's taxonomy places the organism in Eukaryota, Metazoa, Arthropoda, Arachnida, Trombidiformes, Tetranychidae. The record is from RefSeq and is a predicted model, not a curated record. Gene Ontology annotation, biological process: adenine biosynthetic process; 'de novo' IMP biosynthetic process.
UCAAACUUUGAUUGUAUCAUUUGAACAAUAUUGGAACUGGUUUCAUCCUGAUGCUUUUAAUCAAAUCACAAUCAAUAUCUUUGUUUUUCUCAUCAUUCAAAUCAAUUUAAUUUUAUCAAUUCUCCAAGGAAAUAAUCUAGUUUCUUAUUCACUUAUAUUUGCCCACUUCAAGAUCUCAAUCAAAUUGAUUUAUAUCAAAUAACCUUCAGUUUACGACAAAUAUUAAUAAUUUUUUGUUCUUUUUUCGCAAAAAAAUCGUCCAUCGAUUAACAAUUAAAAAUGACCGAAACUGUUUUAGUUAUUGGAAAUGGAUCAAGGGAACAUGUUCUGGCUUGGAAAUUGUCCCAAUCUCCAAAAGUUUCAAGAGUCUUCGUGUGCCCUGGAAACGGAGGAACAACAAACAACAAAAAUCAAAGCAAAAUUUCAAAUCUUCUUCUCGAUUUGAAAGAUUUAACCACAGUUAAGGAUUGGUGUUUAAAAGAAAAACCUUCAUUGGUUUUAAUUGGUCCUGAAGAUCCUCUGCAUCGCGGAUUAACCGAUUUACUAGCAUCACAUGGAAUUUGUUGCUUUGGUCCAACACAAUCAGCAUCUCAAAUCGAAUGUGACAAAUCUUAUGCCAAAGAGUUUAUGGUUCGUCAUUCGAUCCCCACCGCUCGACACAAAGUUUUUGUUUCCUCUGGUGAAGCCAAAAAAUGGGUCACCGAAUGUCCAACUCAUUUGAAGCCCUGGGUUGUUAAGGCUUCGGGUCUCGCUGCUGGUAAAGGCGUUUUGAUUGGUACUAGUAAAGAGGAAACUUGUAGAUUCAUUGAGCAAAUUUUGGACGAUAAAAUCUUUGGUGAUGCAGGAACAAUCGUUGUCGAGGAUUUCAUGGAAGGAGAUGAAGUCUCCGUUUUGGCGUUUUCUGAUGGAACUAAUGUCAGUAUCAUGCCACCAGCUCAAGAUCAUAAGAGAGCUUAUGAUGGAGAUCGUGGUCCAAAUACUGGAGGAAUGGGAGCUUUCUGUCCCUACCCAUGUUCAUCAAAACAAAUUGAUGAAAUAGCUUCGAUUAUUCAAAAGUCUAUUGAUGGACUAAGAAACGAUGGACGAAAGUUUAUCGGCGUUUUAUUUACCGGUUUCAUGUUAACUUCCGAUGGACCAAAAGUAUUGGAGUUUAAUGCUCGCUUUGGUGACCCGGAAACUCAAUCAGUUAUUCCCCUUCUCAAAUCAGACCUCUUCGAUAUCUGUUGUGCUUGUGUCUCUGGUAAAUUAGGAACCAUUUCCGUUAACUGGGAUGAUAAAAAUUCAUAUUCUUGUGGAACUGUUAUUGCUUCCGCCGGUUAUCCUGAUAAACCCAUUACUGGUAAACAAAUAAUUGGCCUCGAAAAGUUAUCAGAUUGUAUUAUCUUUCAUGGGGGAACUAAAUGGGUUGAUGAUAAAUUGACUUCUUCCGGUGGUCGAGUUCUAACCGUUGUUGCUCUGGACAGUGACCCCCAAAAAGCCAUUAGCAAAUCUCAAAAAGGUGCAUCAUCAAUAGCAAUUGAAAAUUCAUUCUAUCGCCAUGAUAUUGGUGAAAGAGCAAUGAAAAAAUUAGGUAAUCAUGAUCAACAUCUGAGUUACCGAUCGAGUGGUGUUGAUAUUGAUGCUGGAAAUGAAUUAGUUGAUAGAAUCAAAUCAAUGGUAAAAGAAACAAAUCGACCUGGUGUAAUUGGUUCUAUCGGAGGAUUUGGUGGUCUAUUUGAUGCAUAUCCUAAUGGCCCAUUGCUUGUCGCUGGAACUGACGGAGUUGGAACCAAAUUAAGAGUCGCAAUCGAGUGUAACAUUUUGAAUACCGUUGGAAUCGAUUUGGUUGCGAUGUGUGUCAACGACAUUUUGGUUCAAGGAGCUGAACCUUUGUUUUUCCUCGAUUACUUUGCUUGUGGGAAACUCAAUGUUGACUCAGCUUCACAAGUUAUUUCCGGUGUUGUCCAGGGAUGUAAAUUGGCUGGAUGUGCUCUAAUUGGCGGAGAAACUGCUGAGAUGCCAGGAAUGUAUCAUGGGAAAGACUUUGACUUGGCUGGUUUUUCCGUUGGAGCUGUUGACCGGAAAUCAGUCUUACCCAAAUUGGAAGAGAUUUGUGAAGGUGACAUUCUAAUUGGUUUGCCUUCAUCGGGUGUUCACUCUAAUGGGUUUAGUUUGGUCCGAAAAAUACUUGACAAAAGUGGAUUAACUCCAAAUGACAAAGCUCCUUUCGACUCGAGUCAAACUUUGGGUCAAUCACUUUUGGCUCCAACUCGAAUUUACAUUAAAAAUGUUCUUCCUGCCAUUCGUUUGGGAUACAUUCUCGCAGCUUCUCAUAUAACUGGCGGAGGUUUAACUGAAAAUAUUCCUCGUGUUCUACCAGCUCAUUUAGCCGCCUUGUUAGACGCUAGUCGAUGGUCAAUGCCUCCGAUUUUCAAAUGGCUCAAAGAAUCGGGAUCGAUAUUGGAUGAGGAAAUGUUGAGAACUUUUAAUUGUGGUAUCGGCAUGAUUCUUGUAGUUAAACAAGAAAAUGUUGAUUGUACUCUUAAUCUACUCAAAAUCAACGGCGAACCAAAUGCUGCCAUAGUUGGUAAAAUCGUCAAACGUUCAAACGAAUCAGUGAUUGUUAAUAAUUUUAGUAGCUUGAUAAACUCUCCUUGCAAUGGAAUCGGUCAAAAGGCCAAGAAAAGAGUCGCUGUUUUAAUUUCUGGUUCCGGGACCAAUUUACAAGCCUUGAUUGAUUCUGCUAAAACAUCUCAAUCAAUACAAAUCGUUUUGGUUAUUUCCAACAAACCAGGAGUCACUGGACUUAAUCGAGCUGAAUUAGCUGGAAUUCCAACUGUCGUUGUCCAGAAUAAAGCUUUCAAAAAUCGAGUUGAAUUCGACAUGAAAGUCAAUCAAGUCUUAGAAUCGGCUAAUGUUGAGAUCGUUUGUCUGGCGGGUUUCAUGAGAAUAUUAUCUGAAGAAUUUGUUCGUCUUUGGAAAGGUCGAAUGCUCAACGUUCAUCCUGCUUUGUUGCCUUUGUUCAAAGGAAUGGACACUCAUUCAAGAGCUCUAGAAGCCGGUGUUCGAAUCCAUGGAUGUACCGUUCAUUUCGUCGAACCAGAAGUUGACACUGGAGCGAUUGUACUUCAAGAAGCCGUUCCAGUCCUACCAGGAGAUACUCCAACAGUCUUGCAAGAAAGAGUAAAAUUAGCCGAACAUAAAAUAUUCCCAUUGGCACUCGAAUAUCUCGCCAGUGGUCAAGUGAAAUUGAACGACAACGGAAAAGUUGAAUGGAGAAAUUAACGAAAUUUUCUCUUGAAAAUUUCUAAUGAUGAUUUUUACGAAUAUUUUUCUUUUGUUCAACAUUUAAUCUUAGUAAGAUUUCAACUCAAUCAAUAAUCAAUUGAUUUUACUAUUAAUAAAUUUAUACUUUACUCUAA